AUGUUUGUGAUGUGGCAGCAAUACAUCCUGACCUGGUACAAAGAGUGCUGUGCUAUCAGGUACCACGAGCUACUCAUACGAGCGCGGUACUUUCGGCAGCAGCCUGUUGAGGUCAUCUCGCAGUUGGUGAAACAUUUUCAAGAGCAUGUGGAUCUGCCUGGGGAUUUCAUCAUCCGCAACGGGGAGGUGGAUCAUCACAUCUUCUUUAUGCGAUCCGGUAAAGCUGGGGUCUAUGUCACCACCGAGCCUCCAGUGUGGGAGAGCGAAGCGGUGAGGUACUUCCGUGGCGGCGAUAGCUUCGGAGAGGUCUCCGUCCUGGCAUCCACGCCACGGACGGCGUGGAUCAUGGCGCGGACCUACUGCAUCACCACCAAGGUGCAUUCAUCCAGCAUCAUGAGUGUCUUGCAAAGCCACCCUGGUAGCUUCCUACUCCUGGUGAAGAACCUCUUGGAGUACCAGGAUGUACAGGUUGACUGGAAGCUGAGCUGGGAAGACUUGAAGGUGAAACUGCGAAAACUUUUUGACACCAGUGAGGAUGCCUUCAACCAAUUCUCCAUGGGGACGGCCUUGAUCACUCACAGCAGCUUCGAGGCGGCCAUGGAGCCCUUGGGUCUCGAGGCUGGGCUGGAGCUGCAAAUCCGAUGGGCCGAGUUGGAUUUGGACUGCAAUGGCGAUGUUUCCUACGAAGAGUUCAGCACGCUGGUGGGCACCUGGGGUAACUCUACAGGAGACGCCUCCUUCGGCGGCCUCGGCCGAAGUGGCACACUGGAUGUGGAUCGGGUGCUGACGCACUGCAGCACUAGCAGUAGGAGUCCCAAAGUCUUGCAGCCAGUGAAUCCCCAUCGCGACGUCUUGCGGCGACGUUUGGCACAUGGAGAUUCAGUCAGUGAGGUGGGUGCAAUGCUGGAGAAGAGAAUUGCGGAGAGCCAUGCCAGCUUGGAACGAAAAUUUGAGCACUUGGCCAAGCAGCUCCUUGAGCCGGGCGCGACAGCAGCACCAGGAGUUUCGCCACCAGAACGUUGCAACGGGUGUGGCGGUGGCGGCACUGCAAGUCGACAGGCAUCCAGCCGGAAACGCGAAAGCCAAAUGAGCUAG
Messenger RNA from Cladocopium goreaui, 1095 nucleotides. The record is from the annotation of a GenBank genome assembly. NCBI's taxonomy places the organism in Eukaryota, Dinophyceae, Suessiales, Symbiodiniaceae.